UACCCUGCACUACGCGGUGACGUACAAACUUGACGCGACAGGGGUGGAGCUUGUGACUUUGCGAAAUGGAGAUAGGAGCUGCCGGUGAACACAGUCCUCUGUGUUUGAAUAAUUUGUUGCCAAAUCGAGCUGAAAUAUCGACAAACGAAACCAGCAACGUCGACCACAGCCGACCGGGCGAGACCACAGCAGCCAACGUAUGAAAUGCAGCACUCGGUAGGAUGAUCAGUAAUCACGAAGAAGAUGAGUUUGUGGCAGUGCGGGUUCAAGAUCCCCGCAUUCAGAACGAAGGCUCCUGGAACUCCUAUGUGGAUUAUAAAAUAUUCCUGCAUACCAACAGUAAAGCCUUCACAGCCAAGACAUCCUGUGUGCGGCGGCGGUACAGUGAGUUUGUGUGGCUCAAGAAGAAGCUGCAGAAGAACGCCGGUUUGGUUCCAGUCCCAGAUCUUCCAGGGAAAUCCUUCUUCUCCUUCAUCAAUGAGGACUUUUUGGAGAAGAGAAGAAAGGGACUUCAGAUUUUCUUGGAGAAAGUGGUGCACAUGACCGUCUGUCUGUCAGACAGCCAGCUCCACCUCUUUCUACAGACCCAACUGCCAGUCGGUCACAUCCAGGACUGUGUCCAAGGCCACACCCCUUACUCCGUGACAGAUGCCAUCCUCACGUAUGCCUCGUCCAAUCAGGGGCUAGCUCAGGCACAGGAGGACGAUUUGAUCAAGGAGCCAUGUUUGACCGUUUCUUACGAAUCAAUGGAAAGCCCGGCUCCUCAUCAACCUUGCCAACAACCUAAUGAGACCAUCAGCCCGGAGCUCGUCUCAUGUGGUGACGCUGACCCUCUAGAAGGUUUACUGGAGGUCCAUGAUCAGGACCGUAGGAAGAAAUGCUCAGUAAGGAUUUCCCAGAAGAGCAACCAUCUUGAGGCCGUUCUUGAAUCGGUUCUUGAGGACAGCGGCCCGUCAGAGGCAACCUUUUAUCUGGGGGACAGUCCAGAGAGUCUUAGCUCUGCUGAGCAGAUCCAGCAGAGGUUACAGACUCCGGUGGAGGUGCACACGUUCACGGGGAUCGGCUUUGAGGACAGCGUGAUCGAUGGGAAGAUUGUUUUACCUCCAGGUGAAGAAGAAAAGGUGGAGCUGCAGGAGAGUAAUGAGGAUGCUUAUGAAGGAAAAGUCAACUGUGAGCCUGAAAAAUGUGAUGAUUCUGAGAAGAUUUUAGAUUUUAAGGAAAAUAACAGUGAUGAACACAUUUUAGGAAGUGAUGCCAGAUCUCAGGAAGCUAUGGAAAACAUCUGUACCGAGAAUCCCGUCAUCUCUGAGGUUAAUGAGGUUCAUGUUCUAGAAGUCAAAGCCGACGACCAAAAAGGCGACAAAGCAGGAGGUAACGAGGAAACGCUGCUCGAGUCAGAAAUCAGUGACGAGGCCCACAUGGUGAACGGCGUAUCUGCGGUGGAACAGGAUGGUGAUGACGCACAGGAAGUGGAUUUUGCUGGCAACAAAGACGAAAGCGACGAGGGCGACCCGGUCAGCUCCUCUCUGCCAUCUUCCAACGACAGCAUCGUGAAGGUCAGUGACGAGGAAAGCGUUUGUGAGGAGGCAGACGACUCGAUCCAGGUUGCAAACGACUUUGUGAAGACUCCUCCUGAAGACGCCACUCGCUGGUCAGACGUGGAGGCAUCCAGCAGGAACAUCAUGGACCUGCAGGUGAACGGAUAUCCUGAUGAAAAACUGCACCUUUCUGCCCAGGAGGAUGAGGACCUGCAAUACACCCUCAGUGACCUGAGUAAAUCUGCAGACCUUAACUCUGCUGUAACUGCAGGAGAUCUGACUGAAAAUGGAGAUUUUAGUAUCUUAGCAACCAGCCACGCUCGUGAAUUGGGUGACGGUAGAUGUACCGAGGAGGAAGCCACGCUCUCACCUUCAGAGGAGACUCAGGAGGUGCAUUAGUUAGGAGUCUUCCUCUAAUAUAGAUCCACUGAAUCAAACGCUCUGUUCCAAACUCUGCCCAUCGUACACAGCGUCUUCAUAUCGUCAGGGUUACGAGACACACCUCACACUCUCAGUCAUGUAGGUAUAACACCUCCAAAACAGCAUGAAUCUAACAUUAGAAUUUCUCUGUUAUGUACUGGAUCUGAUUUCCCUCCUGACUGCUUCACUUCUCCAUUUGGCUUCAGUGACCAGCAGAAGGUGCUCGAGUUAAGUUUACGUUCAUACUCUAAGGCCUUUCAGUAAGGAAACAGCUGGGGCUAAAUUUAGGCAAAAUAUGCACCUAAAUUAAAGGAUAAGUUCACAUUCCUUUGUGUCUGUAGUGAAACUUAGUGGAAUUUGUGGUUCCUGUUCAUACUGACCAUCAAGAGACAUUUUCCUGAUUUAAAUAAAGAAAUAAACAACCAAAAAUGCUAACAUAAGGUCAGGGUUUUUCUUGCAUAUGAAAAAAUUAGUGCCCACUAAAUUGGUUUUGGCUUUCUACUAAAGCAAAAUCACCAGAACUGCGACUUUUUUCCUUUCUUUUUGUAAGUCAAAGCAUGUUAACACAGAGUCUUUGCAUUGACUUUGACCCUUGAGGCCCAUUUUGAGCCUAGAAAACCCCCGGAGGGGGUUAACUUGCAAACACAACACUGCUUCCUACAGUGGACAGAGAGAGUGGAAAUUCAGCACUUAAACGAUUAAUGUGAAAACCCUUUAUUUAAAUCUCUUUGAAAAAGGGAUCUCUAAAUUCCCAGUAAGGAGAGGAGGAAUGGUGAAAGCCACUAAAAUAAAUAAUCAGUGGACACAUUUUUCUUUCACGACAGACAUUGAACGAAGUGAACUUUUCUCUAAAUCUAGAGUUCCUCGUCACAUUUGGAGCCUCAAAUGAGACCUAACUGCUCUUUAAAUGUGCUUCACAUGCUGUUAAAUAGUUCUGUUAUACCCGGCUUGUAUUAAUUCUUCACAGCUUUCACUGUGCUGGUCACUAACGCAGGAUGAUACUCGAGCUGAGAACAAGCAUACGCACACUUCUCUGAUCAUGCGUUAAACUGGUAUUUAUUACUGAAGGAUGAGAGGGGAAACAACACACUUAAAUCAACCUGUGAAAUGCACACAGGCUCCUGUUUGAACUUCUGAUCUGUAACAAUGUGAUUCUUGUUUUGUGUUUAUAGAGCUUCAUGAAGUAGAAAUGGAUGCCUUGCACCUUUAGGGCCAUGACAUGGUUUUACACACACUAAGAGUUUUUACUUAUAAUUUAUACACUCCAUUCAGGAAAGAUGGGCACAGGUUAUUUUUAAGAAUAGUUUACUCUUCCUCACACGUGUGAGCUUUAACUCCAGCGGGCCUUUUUCCACAGCAGACACCUGUAAAAACGCGUGUCAACUGAGGUUCAUCUAAAAAGAGGACCUGCCCUGCGUGAAAUGUAGUCGUGAUUAACACCUGUGUGUUUUCCUCUCUCCACAACUCAGAGUGUGUCUGAAAUCACUCAUUACUCUGUAUGCACUGGAUUUUAUGAUGGAUUUUACAUCUAUCUGCAUGUAAAGCGUAUUAUUGCAUGCUACACAAUUCACUUAAAGUACAGCAGUUUUGUAUUCAUUUUUAUUUCAAUUUUCUUUCCUUUUCAGUGCAAUUUGUUGAUUCCCCGAGUGGGUUUGAAAAUGUUCACUUCAGUUUUUAUUAGUGUCAGUGAUGAUUUUAGUUUACUUAAAUAUUAAAAUAUAAAGGAUAUUUGUCAUUGGUCAACCUUUUUUUUUGAUUUUACAGUGCAAACUUUUCCCCUUUGAGGCAGUUAGACAUCCUAAACCUCAGACAAAACAAAAAGUUUACCAGACAAACACUGAAGUUAAAGUAAUUUUCUUUUUAUUUCUAUUUCAUUUUAAUCAUCAUUAUCAAUAUAAUUUCAGUUAGUCUUGAUUUUAUUACAGAGUUUUAGUUAAAACUAACAACCUUGGGUUAAUCAUAGAAUAUGAAUAUAGAAUUUUAUUUAUAUAAAUUAAUAUUUAUAUUUAUUUUACUUAACCUCAAUUAACAAAAAAAAGAAAAAGGAAGCAAACCUAAUCUGGAAGCUAAAUUCUAGUAAAAGCUAAAUAAAAAUACAAAGGUACAAUAACUGAGUUAUCACUAAAAGAAAUCCUGUAAUUUAUCAAUUAUAUCAAAAUUUUUAAGCUUACGGCUGUUUGACCACUGUGAAACGUCCAGUGUGAUCGUGCCGUCAUCCUCUGGCGUCGUAAUGAGCGAGUUCAAACACAUCCUGAAUGCCUGCUGUGGAAAUUCUGGUCGUCUUGCCUGUAACCUGUCUGCAGCUUGACAGCGACGUUGUUCCCACAACACUUCUGCUUCUUUUAAGCUGCAUUUAAAAGGGACCAGCAGGUUCUAUUUGUGAGGUUUCAGACUUUAUUUUAAUAAGCUGUUUGCAUCAAAGCUGUGGAGGGAUUUUAACGUUUCACUGGUUUUGUUCCUGGUAAUAACUACAGGGGUUUAUUUUGAGUUUUGUUUAAAUACAGAUGUCAAAGAGUACGAGGGUAAUGUGAGUGAUGGUAUCCAUGUACAUGUGCACAUGAUAAUUUUAUUUUAUUUCAAUAAAACCCUUACCUCUUUA
Molecule: messenger RNA, 4557 nt
Organism: Neolamprologus brichardi
Lineage: Eukaryota; Metazoa; Chordata; Actinopteri; Cichliformes; Cichlidae
Gene: snx11
Product: sorting nexin 11
Biological process (GO): vesicle organization; intracellular protein transport
Cellular component (GO): endosome
Molecular function (GO): phosphatidylinositol phosphate binding
Source: RefSeq, a predicted model, not a curated record